AUGAGUGCCGAUCUCUUGGACCUCGACAGCUUCUAUCAGAGCCCUCCGUCACAACAAAAUCAACCGGGGGGCCAACAGUCACAACCGCAACGCCCGCAGCAGGUUACGGCAACGUCGACGGACCUCUUUGACUUUGCCUCCUUUACCAGCAACAGCGUCAGCAGCAAGCCCGCGGCGGCUCCGGCUCCGGCUCAGCAAACCGUACCAUGGCCUAGUUUUGAGCCGCAGCAACCAAGUGGUGCUGGCGGCGGCGGCAGCAGCGGUGGAUGGGGUGAUUUCGGCGCAUUUUCAUCAGGUUUCACCUCCUCGUCAACAUCGAACCAGCAGCCGAAGCAGACUCUGCUGAACGCCGAGGAUGAUGAUGGAUGGGGUGACUUUGAGGUUGCGGAACCUACGCCCACCCAGCGCUCGUUCGUGAUGCCCCCGCAGACGAACAAGGCGAGGUCAUCACCGCCGCCUAGGAACCGCAUCGCGCGCGCCUCAACCUUUGAUCUCAUGACCAACAACCUCGUCAACAUCGUCGACAUGCCUUAUGGCUCGGGCCUGUCGCCCAUACCCAGUCCCGGCCUCCCGUCGCCGAACCACCAACCUGUGGUCAGCUCAGGAUCUUCAUGGCAGCAGACAAACCGACAGCCUAGCCCCGUACUAUCGUGGCAGACUGCGAGCACGAAACCGGCAGUCAGUCCAGGAUUCUCAUCCGAGACAUCUUCGGCGAAACCGCAGCCGAGCCCUGGAUUCUCUCAUCAUAUGUACGGGGCUCAGAAGAAGCCGAGUCCGAAGCCCGCGAAACAGUCGGAUCCUAAUGUUCUCUUUGAUGCGGAAGAAUUCGAGCUCCAGGGUGACAAUGAUGACGACGAUGAUGAUGAUGAAUUUGGAGACUUUGAGACUGUUCAGACUCCCUUUCCCGGCGCGGACAUGAGCCCUACUCUAGACUCAAGGCCGCCGACCCAACGACAGCCACCGCCGCAGCCCGCACAGCAGCAGCCGCCUUCCAUGGACCUCCUCUCUCUCGACGACGACCCCAUCCCGGUCUCGCAGCCUCCGCCAAAGAGGCCUCAGAUCUCUUCCUUAAACCUCAACGCGCCCACCUCACAUUACCCACAGGCCCCCAAGUCGCCCUCCUUCCAGGAACGUAACCCCUUUCCAGGACUCGGCCUCACCACGCCGACCUAUGGCGACUUCAAGAAGGAGGAAAAGAAGGACGAGAAGCCCGAGUCGCCUACGCCCGUCACGGCGUGGCCGGCCUUCGGGCAGACCUCGCCCACGAAGCCGUCCGCCGCCAAGAAGCCUUCCGCUACCACUAAUCUUCAAAAGACGCAGGAGGAGGACGAGUGGCCUGACUUUGAGGACUUCCCCGACGAUGAGCCCUCGGCGAUUGAUUCUUCCAGGCCCCCAGAGAGUUGGGACUGGGAUGCAGUCGAUGGCGUGAAGUCGUCCGCCCCAGCUCCGGCUCCUAAACCCACCACCGGCACCACCAAGAAAGCAGCACCUAGACCUAAGAAAGAAACAUCAUCAGCUUCCUCAAAUAUCCCCGACGACGCCCCGCCGCCCAUCAACAUUCCCCCUCCCUCCAUCAUCCUCUCCAUCUUCCCCCAGCUCCUCGAUCUCGCAAACUCGUCCCUCUUCAAACCCACAUCCCAGCUAGCCGCGCCCAUCCGGAAACGCAUCCUCGAAGACCCGAGCACAGUAGUCUUCCUCCGCGGCUACCUCCUGCUCGCCACCGUCGCCGCCCGCGUCAUCGCAGGCCGCAAACUCCGCUGGCACCGCGACAAGUUCUUGUCCCAGGGCAUGGCCAUCUCCGCGGCCGGCGCAAAGGGCAUGAAGCUCGCGGGCGUGGAUAAAGCGCAGUCGGCGCGCGAGGACCGCGAGGCGGCGGACGUGGUGGGCGUGUGGAGGGAGCACGUCGGCAGGCUACGGUCCGCCGUCGCGGCGGCCAACUCCACCCCCGGCGCCAAGAACGACCAGCUCCGCGUGCCCGAGCUCAACGAGACGAUCCCCGUCUCGACGGCCAAGGUGGUGCCCACGGCGCCCAAGCCGUGCGUCAUCUGCGGUCUGAAGCGCGACGAGCGGGUGAGCAAGGUGGACUUUGAGGUCGAGGACAGCUUUGGGGAGUGGUGGGUUGAGCAUUGGGGUCACAGGGCCUGUAAGAACUUUUGGGUUGAGCACGAGAAGCAGUUGCGGCAGAGGUGA
Messenger RNA from Colletotrichum phormii, 2190 nucleotides. RefSeq lists its product as uncharacterized. The record is from RefSeq and is a predicted model, not a curated record. The transcript has a single exon. NCBI's taxonomy places the organism in Eukaryota, Fungi, Ascomycota, Sordariomycetes, Glomerellales, Glomerellaceae. The coding region runs from base 1 to 2190 and encodes 729 amino acids.